Molecule: messenger RNA, 1574 nt
Organism: Procambarus clarkii (red swamp crayfish)
Lineage: Eukaryota; Metazoa; Arthropoda; Malacostraca; Decapoda; Cambaridae
Product: macrophage mannose receptor 1
Molecular function (GO): signaling receptor activity
Source: RefSeq, a predicted model, not a curated record
CCGUGACGUUGUUCCAUUGGUGCCUGUGGCAUAGUCUUGGUGCGCACCUCUUCACUGCCUUCACUGUCACCAGGUGGAUCACUGGUCAAACUUCUGCUCUGGACUCUUCGUCGUGUAGUCCAAAUACUGCCUGGACUUCUGGUCGUGUAGUCCAAAUACUGCCUGGACUUCUGGUCGUGAAGUCCAAAUACUGCCUGGACUUCUGGUCGUGUAGUCCAACUACUGCCGGGACUUAUAGCUGUAUAGUUCAACAGCUGUUGCAGACUAGUCGUUGUGUGGAGACGACCUAGUCAUGAGCACGUUCUCUAUGACAUGGGUCCUUGCUGUGUUCACUCUCAUGUGUCCACACCUGAAUGCGAGCAGGUACGAGAUUGACCGGAGGCCCGGGGUCCAGCUGGGUGCUGCCACCACCUCUAGCGGGUGUUCAAUGCCCUUCCUGCCUGUCGGCGACCAGUGCCUCUACUUCGCCACCUUCGCGGAGCUGACCUACGAGGAAGCCAGACAGAUGUGUCACUCACUGGACGGGGAGCUGGCGGCUGUCCUCACAGCCACCCGCCUGAAGAACAUCAUUGACUACCUUUAUGACAACGGUCUGAGUGGUGAAAGCUUUUGGAUGGACGGGACUGACAGAGCGACGGAAGGGGACUUUCGGACGUCCUCUGGUCUUGAAGUCCCCAUGGGCACGCCCUUCUGGAUGGCGACUAAAACAUGGCAGGAUCCGGAUGAUGCUCAGGGUUAUGGGGGAGAAGACUGCAUGGAGCUAAGCAGCCCGUAUAGUUUCUACAUUAAUGACAGAAACUGCUCCGACCUCAAGGCGCCGCUGUGUGAACAAGGGCCACAGCUGCUCCAUACACCGACGCUCGAGGAGCUGGACUGCCCGCCCUUCUUCGUCAGUGUGGGCGGCCUGUGUCUGGCGUUCAUGACGUGGGCGGAGGAGACGUGGGUGGACGCCCGUCAAGCUUGUCAUGGACUAUCCGGAGAGCUGGCCGCCAUCACUGACAUCGAGCAGCUCAGAGCAAUAUACCUCCACGUUCACCAGGAAGGGAUCGCUGGUCACUCCUUCUGGCUGGGCGGCUCCGACGCGGCGACGGAGGGCGUGUGGACGUGGACGGACGGACAGCCCGUCACUAUGGGGUCGCCCUUCUGGGGUUAUACGGGCAUUAACAAGGUGGAGCCAGACGGCGGUACAGCUGAAAACUGUAUCCUGCUGGACGCCCAGGGUUACCACUACUUCCGUGACGCCUCCUGUAGCCUGCUGAUGACCCCACUCUGUAUGACUACCCAAUAGUUUGCUGGUGACCCCACCCUGUAUAGCUCUUGUGACGGGAUGUGGUAUCGCAGCUAUACUGAACCAAGAUGGUAUGACUCUCCCUCACACAAAUAACAAAAAUGGUGCUAUUGGCCUUGCAGUGUGUAAGUCGAGGGAGAAAACCAAAGAAAAUCAUCAAAUAAAUAAUUAAAACAAUUUAUUGAAAUAUUAAUGAACAAAAAUGACACAUGACAAUACUUGGCUAUUAUUAUAUAUCAAAUCAAGUAAGUAAAUGAAAGUUUAACUCUAAUACAAAGCAUAAAGA